Messenger RNA from Colias croceus (clouded yellow), 526 nucleotides. RefSeq names its product helix-loop-helix protein 1 (gene HLH4C). Gene Ontology annotation, molecular function: protein dimerization activity; RNA polymerase II cis-regulatory region sequence-specific DNA binding; DNA-binding transcription factor activity, RNA polymerase II-specific. The coding region runs from base 15 to 446 and encodes 143 amino acids. The record is from RefSeq and is a predicted model, not a curated record. Gene Ontology annotation, biological process: regulation of transcription by RNA polymerase II. NCBI's taxonomy places the organism in Eukaryota, Metazoa, Arthropoda, Insecta, Lepidoptera, Pieridae. The transcript is spliced from 2 exons.
CUGCCAAUCUCACUAUGAAGAGCUGGUUAGAAGCCAGCGGUAUGGAGGAUGGAUCACUGCCGUGCAUGCUCGCUGAAACUCGUGAAGCCCUGCUUCCUAUAACAGGUUGUGAGAACAUGGCACCUAGAAAACGGUACGACAGCUAUAGUGACAGAUCCUUAGAGCCUUGCGCGGUGUCCGAGGAGGCGUAUUUAUCCAGCGGAGCCGGGUCUCCAUACGCCGGUUUAUCCAGAGAAGAAAGGCGAAGAAGACGACGAGCCACACUCAAGUAUCGUACAGCACACGCAACUAGAGAAAGAAUUCGCGUUGAAGCAUUCAAUGCUGCUUUCGCGUCACUUCGUAGACUUCUGCCGACCCUACCACCAGAUAAAAAGCUGUCCAAAAUUGAAAUUCUCCGCUUAGCUAUAUGUUACAUCGCAUAUCUAAACCAUGUUCUAGAUGCGUGAUUUUUUUUUAAUUUUGUAUCAGAUAUGGGUUGUUAAUUACUUCCGAUAAGCAUUCAUAAUAUGUUAAAUUACAAUUUGUA